CUCGCUCCUCGCGGGCCGGAUCCUGUGCCCUUGCUGCGGUGAGGCCGAACCUGGCCCUGGCUUCAUUUCAGUGGAGUUGACGGGAGCACCGCGCCGUAGUGAUGACGAGGAAUCAAGCCUGUGGCUCUUGUCCCAACGCAUGCAUAUGCAGCCAGUCUUAGGGCUUCGAGCCUGCCACAGCAUCUGCCAGCACAGCUCGCCCGGGGCACCAGUGCUGAAUCCCGGAGAAGAAGAUUCCCUCAGAGUUUCCUACCAAGCCAGUGGGAAGAAGCACAGAGCCUGACCAGACAGGAGGUCAGAAAUCAAAGCCUGCAAGUUUUCUGCAAUCAUGGGUACUUUCCCAAGGACACUCCUGGGCCUGGGAUGUAUCCUAACAGGACCAUGGCUAACAUUUUGCCAGCUUCCAUUGCCAACUAUAUUUCCAAAUAAAAAUGAAAUGGUUGUGCAGUUGAAUUCCUCUUUCACCCUGAAAUGCUCUGGGGACAGCGAAGUGAGCUGGCAAUACCCUAUGGCUGAAGAAAACCAGAAAAUAGACAUUAGACUUGAAGAGAACAACAGUGGCCUCUUUGUGACUGUGCUUGAAGUAGGAGAUGCCUCAGCUGCUCUUACUGGAUUAUACACUUGCUAUUACAAUCAUACCCAAGUGGAGGAUGGUGAAGUAGAGGGGACGGAUAUUUACAUCUAUGUACCUGAUCCAGAUAUCCCUUUUGUUCCUACGCUACAAGAGGAUCAAUUCAUUCUAAUAGAAGAAGGCGAUUCCACUGUUAUCCCUUGUCGUACAACUGACCCUGAUGCUCAAGUAACCUUAAUUAACAGUGAAGCCAAGCCCUUAUAUGCCUUUUAUGAUAGCAAGCAGGGCUUCAUAGGAAAUUUUCCUGCAGGCACAUACACAUGCAAAACAACUGUUAAAGGAGUGGAGUUCAAGUCCGAUGAGUUCUUUAUAUAUAUUUUGAGAGCUACUUCACAGCUGCCAGUUAAGAUUGAAGCCCUUAAAACUGUAUAUAAAAAAGGCGAAACCAUUGUUGUAACAUGUGUGGUCUCUCACAAUGAGGUUGUUAAUUUAGAUUGGAAUUAUCCAGGGAAAGUGAAAGAAAAAGGUGUGAUAAAACUUGAUGACAUAAAAGUUCCACACCAGAAGCUGGUUUACACCUUGACUAUUCCGGAGGCAUCAGUGAAAGACACUGGGGAUUAUGAAUGCACUGCCAGACAUGCAACCAAGGAGGUUAAGGAAAAUAGGAGAGUAGUCAUUACAGUUCACGACAAAGGAUUCAUUCAUCUGGAGCCCCAGUUUAGUCCUUUGGAAGCUGUCAAUCUCCAUGAGGUCAAAAAUUUUGUAGUUGAUGUGCACGCAUAUCCAACUCCAAAAAUGUUCUGGCUGAAGGACAAUGUGACCCUGAUUGAGAAUCUUACCGAGAUUGUUACUAGUUCAAAUAAGAUCCAUGAGACAAGGUUUCAAAGUACAUUAAAACUGAUUAGAGCUAAGGAAGAAGACAGUGGAUAUUACACCUUGGUUGCUGAAAAUGAAGAUGAGACUAAAAGAUAUACUUUCUCAUUACUAAUACAAGUUCCAGCCUUAAUUCUAGACCUGGUGGAUAAUCAUCAUGGCUCAGCCGGAGGACAGACAGUAAGGUGCUUGGCAGAAGGGACACCUCUUCCUGAUGUUGAAUGGCUAAUUUGCAAGGACAUUAAAAAAUGCAGCAAUGAUACCUCAUGGAUACUUCUGACUAGCAACAUCUCAGAUAUUAGCAUGGAGGCUCAUUUGGAUGAGAAGAACAUGGUGGAAAGCCAGGUGACCUUCCAGAAGGUAGAAGAAACCCUGGCAGUUCGGUGCAUUGCAAGGAACGACCUUGGUGCUGUUACUCGGGAGCUGAAGCUUGUGGCUCCUACAUUGCGAUCAGAGUUAACUGUGGCUGCUGCAGUCCUAGUGUUGUUAGUAAUUGUGAUUAUCUCACUGAUUGUCCUGGUCAUCAUAUGGAAACAGAAGCCACGAUAUGAGAUAAGAUGGAGAGUCAUUGAAUCAAUCAGUCCUGACGGCCAUGAAUACAUCUAUGUGGACCCAAUGCAACUGCCAUAUGACUCAAGAUGGGAGUUUCCUAGAGAUGGAUUAGUCCUUGGUCGAAUUCUUGGUUCUGGUGCAUUUGGCAAAGUUGUUGAGGGAACUGCAUAUGGGUUAAGUCGCUCUCAACCAGUGAUGAAGGUAGCUGUGAAAAUGCUGAAACCCACAGCGAGAUCCAGCGAAAAACAAGCACUAAUGUCUGAACUGAAGAUAAUGACACAUCUUGGGCCACAUUUGAACAUUGUGAAUCUGUUAGGAGCUUGUACCAAAUCAGGUCCAAUUUACAUCAUUACUGAAUACUGCUUUUAUGGAGAUUUGGUAAACUACUUGCAUAAGAAUAGAGAUAAUUUUCUAAGCCGACACCCAGAAAAGCUGAAGAAGGACUUGGACAUCUUUGGCAUGAACCCAGCUGAUGAAAGCACAAGAAGUUAUGUAAUUUUAUCCUUUGAAAACAAUGGAGAAUACAUGGACAUGAAACAAGCUGAUACGACCCAGUAUGUGCCCAUGCUGGAAAGGAAGGAGGGUUCUAAAUAUUCUGAUAUCCAGAGAUCUAUGUAUGAUCGACCUGCUUCAUACAAGAAGAAAUCCAUGUCAGAAUCUGAAGUCAAGAACCUACUUUCUGAUGACAGUUCUGAAGGCCUCAGCCUAUUGGACUUACUGAGCUUCACCUAUCAAGUAGCACGGGGAAUGGAGUUCUUGGCUUCUAAAAAUUGUGUGCACCGUGACUUGGCAGCUCGUAAUGUCCUUCUAGCUCAAGGAAAAAUUGUGAAGAUCUGUGACUUUGGUCUGGCUAGGGACAUCAUGCAUGAUUCCAACUAUGUCUCCAAAGGCAGUACAUUUCUUCCAGUGAAAUGGAUGGCACCUGAGAGCAUUUUUGACAAUCUGUACACAACAUUAAGUGAUGUCUGGUCUUAUGGCAUUCUACUGUGGGAAAUAUUUUCUCUUGGUGGCACACCUUACCCUGGAAUGAUGGUUGAUUCUACUUUCUAUAACAAGAUAAAAAGUGGCUACCGAAUGGCAAAACCUGACCAUGCCACCAAUGAGGUGUAUGAGAUCAUGGUGAAGUGUUGGAACAGUGAACCAGAAAAAAGACCUUCUUUUUACCAUUUGAGUGAAAUUGUUGAGUGUCUAUUGCCCGGAGAGUACAAAAAGAGCUAUGAAAAGAUUCAUCUGGACUUCCUAAAAAGUGACCACCCAGCUGUCACACGCAUGAGAGGGGACUGUGACAACACCUAUAUUGGUGUCACCUACAAGAAUGAAGACAAACUCAAGGAUAGGGAGAGCGGAUUUGAUGAGCAGAGGCUGAGUGCUGACAGUGGAUACAUCAUCCCUCUGCCUGACAUUGACCCUGUAUCUGAAGAUGAGCUUGGCAAAAGAAACAGGCACAGUUCCCAAACAUCUGAAGAAAGUGCUAUUGAGACUGGUUCCAGCAGCUCUACCUUUAUCAAGAGAGAGGAUGAGACCAUUGAGGACAUUGACAUAAUGGAUGACAUUGGAAUAGAUUCCUCAGAUCUGGUUGAGGACAGCUUCCUGUAAUUCUCAUGGAAUCAAAAAGACAUCUUCAAGCUACGUAAAAAGGGAAGCUGCCAUACAACUUGCAGACUAUUACUCCAGAGAGAACCACUUUACUGCAAUGCAAAGGAUGUGAGGAGAGUUUGGAUAUGUAAAGAGAAGUUCCCAGUAAUGAUCAUCAUCCUGAAACAGAAAGAAGUUGAAGUCAACUUUUUAGUGUUGCUUCUUGCAUACUUCAGUAGUAUUUCAGUGUGGUUUGCAGUCUGAAUAGGUAGAAGGACAAAGGAAAAGACCAUAAACAGACCAGCUUGUGUUUCAAGGGCAUUCAUGACUCCGAUGGAUAGAAUUUCCACUGCAGCAAAACUUCACUGUUGUAAUUAUGUAAAUAAGCGUCUCCUCAAGGAACUUUUGAGGUGCACAUUGACAAUACUUUAUGGACUAUAGAAGAGAUCACUCUUGAUUUUUGUAUACUUCCUUCUCAAUGUCAGCUGCUGUUAAACUACCACGUGCAUGAAGUACAUGCAAAAACCACUUUUGAAACAUAAAGGUACUGACUGGCACUACAUAACAUUAUACUUUUUACAGUUAAUGAAAAUAAAAGAGAAUAAUAAUAAUUAAAAAAACCUUCUAUAAUAGGGGUUAGAAGCCUAGUAAGUCUUUAUUAACUGUAGAAGAUAGCUGUUUUCAUAAUAAUACUACUGUUUUCAGUAACACUAAAUAUAUAGUUUAUAACUCAUUGUCCUUCAGCAAAAGCACAAUGUUUAAAAAACCAUUAUUAAAUAAGUAAAGAGAUUUAAGAUUCAAAUGCUGGUAUGAAAGAGCAGUGGUUUUUAACUGAUCACAUUAUGAUAUGUCUGGUGAGCUAAAUCCAGCUUAGGAAGAACAUGUUUCUUCUAGAAGAAGUUCAGAUUUGAUUUUCUACCAUCUGCUGAGUGGCUUUCCCAAUAAGAUAUAUUAAAAGCAAUCAAUCAAUCUUUGAUUUACUGAUUCUUUUUAAAAUGUAGAGCUAUUUUUAAACGUACUAGUUUAUACCAUGUUUCUCAUGUUACUGUUCAAUAGAAGAAUGAGCAAUCAACAGCAACAGCAUUGUUAGUGUUUAAAUAACAUGUUGCAUAUCUAUUCAAAGGAAUUUAUUUUGAGGUCAAAUGUGAAAAACUGAUUUAUUAUUUCAACUGUACAAGAUGUUAACAAGGAAAUAUAUGACUAUCAUUUCUCAACAAAUGUUGAGAAUGUUGUUUUAGUUCUCAGGUUUAAGUAAAAGUAAAGAAGGCUGACUGUAUUAUCUUUGCCAGCACUAAGAGAAGUAAUUGCUUCCAAGUGUAUUGGUAGUUUUAAUCUGCCCCCUCACUUACAAAGGAGGGAGCACAAAAAUUAAUCCACUUGUGGUCUGCAAUGCUUGUUUGCUGACACGGUAUGUCUGAAAGUGUUAUGAUUAUUGCUAUCACUGUAUGAUAUAUUAUUGAUAUAGAAUACUUGGGAAGACUUACAGAUUAAAUUAAGGUACGUGCCUGCAACAGGCCACAUCUUUCUCUGGUGCUCAGCUUUUAAACUCAUUAACAAUCAAGUGCACUGAGUACAUCACAUAGGCCAGGUAUAGACAUUACACUUUUACCAGCAUAAGUGAUUGGAAAACAGUCUAUAACCAUAACAGAACAGAAGUUUGGCACAAAAAAUACAGUCUAUAGCGAUAACAGAAGUUCAGCACAGACAAACUGGUUUAAAAAUGGCAGAACCCAGUCUAAGAUUUGUCCCUCCCACCAAAGGGCAAAUGUGUGUUCUGUUUGCUACCAAUCUAAACUAUGCCACUUACAGAAAACCUCAUGAAUUAGAUUGAUUCCACAAGCUUUUUGAAUGUCUAUAACUAGCCAUAAAGUGCUCAGCACCUAACAUGACACAAACAAUGCAAAUGCAAUACAAAAUCAAGCUUGUGUUGUAAUUGUUUCCUAGUUGGCAUGUCUACACUUGCAUUUAUGCUGGUUUAAAUUCACUGCACAGUAAAUUACUGCACAGUAAGGGGGAAUAGGCUAGUGUCUACACAUGCAACUGUUAAAGCACAUUUACGCUGUGUGUGGACUGACUUGGAACUAAAGUUAGUCCCACGUCAGUCCUUACACACAGCGGUACUGCACAGUAAGGCAUCUACACAUGUGUUACUGCGCAGUAACUAAUUGGGCAUAAAUUUGAUACCUGCAUAAUGCAAGUAUUAAAUUUACGCUCAAGUUGGCAUAAGUCACCAUAUUUACUGUGCAGUAUGGGAAUGCACCUGUAGACAUACGCCCAUACUGUGCAGUAAUUUCCAUUUCUGUGCAGUAAAUGUGCAUGUGUAGACAUGCCCAGUAAGUAUGGACCAGGAAAUACUAACUAAAAGAACAAACUGACUGGAUUCUGAAUAACAAACUACAACUAAACUUGAAGGACCAGUUGGACCCUUUGACAUGCAGCACAACUCCUGUUGACUUCAGUUGGUGAUAGUGAGCAGAGAGCAAAUGUAACACUGAGUGUUAUAGGUAACUUGUUAUGGGUCUGAAUUUCAAAAUGUCAUAAAAUCAAGGCUGCGUGCAAAAGUUUGCAUACAGAAAAUUAUGACUGCAAGUUAGGUGCAUAUUUUCAAAACUGGGUGCGAUUAGCAGUUAGAACGAGCUACCAAAAGAGGCAGUGUUUUCUUCAUCUCUUACUAAAUCAUAACUGGAAGCCUUUCUGGAAAAUGUUUUAGUCAAGCACAAGUGACUGGGCUCAAUGGUGUAACAGGGCUUGUGAUAGACAGGAUAUUGAGUUAGGUGAUCUAACAGGCCUCUCCAGCCUUUAGACUGCAGGCUAUUUGAAACCACGGGUAGCUUAAUUUGGGUGUGCAGUCACAGCAACCGUAUGAUCAGAGCUCUGUAUAGUUGCAAGGGAUCCAACCAUGCACAACUCAUUUCAGGAUAGGGACCAUACUUUUUAGCUUGGGGGGAAAAAUACUUGGAUUUUAAUCUAAUAGGGGGUUGGUUUGUUUUCUUUUGUUUUCAGUAUUACUGAUUUUUUUAUGGCUUAAUUUUGAGAAGCCACUAGAAGAGAUGCUCCCAAUUCCUUCUGUGUAGUAACUGUAUAAUGACAAUCAAACUUUGCCUAUGAAACACACCUUUUGAUUUUGAAUGGCCAAUUGAUUCUUUAUAAUGUGGUCUGGAACUUGUACAAAAUGGUCCUAUUAUGUGAUGAAGGACGUAAGAUAUGGUGAUGUUAUACAUCAAUAUGUAUAUAAGUAUUUUUAUAUAGACUUCUAGAAUACUGCCAAAACAUUUAUCCAAGCUGUACCACUGCCUUUGUUUAAAUUUUUUUUUUUACUGUGAUAUACUCCACAGGCACGUUAACUGUUGCACUUUUGAAUGUCCAAAAAUUAUAUUUUAGAAUAAUAAAAAAGUAAGUGUUUCCAAAAUGGUGGUUUGUUGUGAAAUGUUUGAAGAAGGGCAAACUGGCAUGAGUGACCACAGGCACAAAAUGUAUUAAAAAUGCCCCUGUUCAGAUUUUGUCUUAAAACUUGUAAAUGAAGAUCUUUAUAUUUCAAUAAAUGAUAUAUAAUUUAAAGAUA
Molecule: messenger RNA, 7133 nt
Organism: Alligator sinensis (Chinese alligator)
Lineage: Eukaryota; Metazoa; Chordata; Crocodylia; Alligatoridae
Gene: PDGFRA
Product: platelet derived growth factor receptor alpha
Exons: 23
Coding region: 329-3592 (1087 amino acids)
Biological process (GO): protein phosphorylation; positive regulation of kinase activity; multicellular organism development
Cellular component (GO): signaling receptor complex
Molecular function (GO): platelet-derived growth factor binding; platelet-derived growth factor alpha-receptor activity; ATP binding
Source: RefSeq, a predicted model, not a curated record